Messenger RNA from Letharia lupina, 1545 nucleotides. RefSeq lists its product as uncharacterized. The record is from RefSeq and is a predicted model, not a curated record. NCBI's taxonomy places the organism in Eukaryota, Fungi, Ascomycota, Lecanoromycetes, Lecanorales, Parmeliaceae. Bases 1 to 1545 code for a protein of 514 amino acids. Gene Ontology annotation, molecular function: asparagine-tRNA ligase activity; ATP binding; nucleic acid binding. The transcript has 3 exons. Gene Ontology annotation, biological process: asparaginyl-tRNA aminoacylation. Gene Ontology annotation, cellular component: mitochondrion.
AUGCGGCCUCUGUCUGCUUUUCCCACGGCCAGUCCCAACGUAGCCACCAUCCUGGCAACUCCACCACGACAUGGCGGCCAUGUAAUCACAGUGGAAGGCUCAAUCAGAACUAUUCGAAACCAGAAGCAACGCUCAUUCGUUGAACUCGGCGAUGGGUCUACGGCAUAUUCCUUACAAGCUGUGCUAGAUCCUCAACUGGCUGAAGGCUUAGGCACGGGGACUUCAGUGGCCAUCACGGGUACAUGGCAGGCUGCUCCACCGCACAAGGAACAACCGUAUGAAUUGAAGGCGAAGGCGGUGAACAUCAUCGGUGCGACGGAUGCAGAGAAGUAUCCCAUCCAAAAGAAAUACCAUAGCGCCGAAUACCUCCGAACGAUUCCACAUCUUAGGCUGCGGACUCCGGUGAAUGCACUGCUCGCACGGUUGAGGUCUGAGUGUGACUACCACCUAGCUAGCUAUUUUAGAGAUCGGCAUUUCGUUCGUGUGCAGCCACCCAUCAUAACUUCGUCCGACUGUGAGGGGGCCGGCGAGAUCUUCACGGUAUCUGCAAAGCCAUCUAGUAGCCGAGGGGAAGAUGAGAUUGAGGCUGCAGCGAGGGAGAAGGAUGAAAUGUUCAGGGAUCCAAAGUUCCUGACCGUUUCUUCUCAGCUACACUUGGAAGCUUUCAUACACGAGCAUCAGAAAGUCUGGACAUUGUCUCCAACAUUUCGGGCAGAAAAAAGCGACACUCCGCGACAUGUGGCUGAGUUUUGGAUGCUGGAAGCGGAAAUACGGACCGAAAGCCUGAGAGAUGUCAUGAAUCUGGUUGAAGACAUGAUCCGAGAUCUAGUGGGCAAAUUACAGGAAGCGGGCUUCAUGGAAGAGAUCUUACAUGCCAAUCGAGGAGCGAAGUCUGCUGACGCUGAAGGCACGCAAUUCUCACAAUUACUUCGCAAACGCUGGCAAGGGCUUAUGCAAUCACCCUGGCCUCGAAUUACCUAUGAAGACGCAAUCAAGCGCCUUGAGGAUGCGGUCGAGUCAGGGAAAGCAACGUUUGUGUACGAGCCAUCCUGGAUCACUGGCUUACAGCUGGAGCAUGAGAAGUUCAUUUCUACAACCUUCGGCCAAGGCAGCCCGGUGUUUGUGACUGACUAUCCUCGGGAGACCAAGCCUUUCUACAUGCUCCCGUCAUCACCGGAGGAUGGUGUUGAACCAACGCAAAACAAAACCGUCGCCUGUUUUGACCUCUUACUGCCUGAGCUAUGUGAAGUAGUUGGAGGGUCAAUGCGUGAACAUCGUCUACAACAACUCUUGAAGUCAAUGCAUAGCCAUGGUCUGAACUUUUCAGCGGCAAGCGGGGUUGGUCAAACCAUAAUGAAUUCUGAUGUGUCGCCUUCCAGUGAGAAGGGCAAUCUCGACUGGUAUGCCGAUCUCCGUCGAUACGGUAGCGUUCCUCAUGGCGGAUUUGGACUCGGUUUCGAUAGGCUAUUGGCUUAUCUUUCUGGAAUCAGCAACAUCAAAGAUGUCGUCCCCUGGCCCCGCUACCAUGGUCGUUGUGAUUGCUGA